GGCCACUGCUAAAGCUUUUUACACACUUUCUCUGAAAAUACCCAUUGAAGUUUUGAACCCACCAACAUAUUAAAAACCCAACACAGCCCUUACACUCUGCAAUUAACUCCUCUCUCUGUUCUCUCUCUGUUUUCACUUUUUUUUUUGUUCUUUUUUUUCUCUUUUUUGCCCUCUGUCUCUCAAUGGACUUUCAUCUGAAGCAAUGUAGAAACCUGGGGGAGUCAGAACAACAACAUUCUGGAAAGAUAUCCAAGUUUCUUGCUGAACCCUCUGCUUCUGCUUCUGCCCUUUCUUUGUUUGUACCUGAUUCCGACUCCAAAACUUCCUCUUCUACGAUCUUGUCAGCAUUCCCAGAUUAUUCAACUUCUUCCACCACUGCUACUGCUGCUGCAUUACCAAACAGGAUGUGGGGGUAUUUCAGUGUGGCUCAAAGGCAGGAGCUUGAGCUGCAGGCUCUCAUUUUCCGGUACAUGGUGGCCGGCGCCGCCGUCCCGCCGGAGCUCCUCCACUCGAUCAAGAAGAGCCUCCUCUCCUCCACCCCCUUCUUCCUCUACCACCCUCUUCAACAUUUUUCUCACUAUCCCACUUCUUUAUUGCAAGCAGGGUACUGGGGCAGAGCCGCCAUGGAUCCGGAGCCCGGCCGGUGCCGGCGAACCGACGGCAAAAAAUGGCGUUGCUCCAGAGACGUGGUCGCCGGRCAGAAGUACUGCGAGCGCCAUAUGCACCGCGGCCGUAACCGUUCAAGAAAGCCUGUGGAACCCACCACCGCCGCUACCGGAGCCGGAGCCGGUGGCGGCCAUCUCGGUUCCAACACCAACCGUGUUAGUGGUCGGGCUUUGCUGACUGCGGAAAGUGGGAAUGGGAAUUAUUUCUCCCUCUCUGGACAAUCCCCAUCCGUUGAUCUUCUCCAUCUCAAUCAACGUGGCUGCUCUGAUUCUCUGCCGGAGAAUAAGAAUUUCUAUGAAUCCCAUAAGGGAGGCUCCGCCGGCGACGGCGACGGCAAAUCCGAUGGCCACAUUUUGAGGCAUUUCUUCGAUGAUUGGCCGCGGUCCGACCACGGCAGAGUUAGCAACAACAGCCAACAACAAAUGAAUUCCGCGUCCGCUUCGACCACUUCCCUUUCGAUUUCGAUAAGUGGGAACCCGUCGAUGUCGUCCGACGUGUCGUUGAAAUUGUCCACCGGGGGAAGCUCCGAUCAAGUCCCCGGUGGCAGCAGCGAUGGCUACCGUAUUGUUCAUCAAGAGGGCAACGCUGAUCGAGAGCAGGUGCAGUUGAACUGGGCGGCAGGGUGGGCUGCCACGCAGAUGGCGUCGAUGGGCGGACCGCUGGCGGAGGCGCUCCGCUCCUCCGCUAAUUACGACUCGUCGUCGCCGACAAGUGUGCUGCAUCAGUUGCAAAGAGCAACCACCUCGGAAGCUAGCUUUAUUAGCACUUGAAAUGUUGCAACUUCUAAUUUGCAUUUACAUGACCUAUAAUACUUUGUUUGUUUCAUCAAUGCUUCUAAUUUGGUUGCUUUGGAUA
Molecule: messenger RNA, 1521 nt
Organism: Momordica charantia (bitter melon)
Lineage: Eukaryota; Viridiplantae; Streptophyta; Magnoliopsida; Cucurbitales; Cucurbitaceae
Product: growth-regulating factor 4
Biological process (GO): developmental process; DNA-templated transcription; regulation of DNA-templated transcription
Cellular component (GO): nucleus
Molecular function (GO): ATP binding
Source: RefSeq, a predicted model, not a curated record